Molecule: messenger RNA, 513 nt
Organism: Penicillium egyptiacum
Lineage: Eukaryota; Fungi; Ascomycota; Eurotiomycetes; Eurotiales; Aspergillaceae
Source: the annotation of a GenBank genome assembly
AUGGCUUUCGUUUCCGGCUCUGAGUACGACUUCAUCAUUGUCGGUGGUGGUACCGCUGGCAAUGCAAUUGCCGGUCGCCUUGCUGAGAACCCCACCGUUCGCAUUCUGGUUGUCGAAGCUGGCGUCCCCAACCCUGAUCAGAUCGAACAAAUCACCACCCCGUCAAAAGCUUUCACCCUUCGCGGAAGCAAGUACGACUGGUCUUACAAGACGACCAUGAUCAAGCGGGAGGACUACGAGUGUGUUGAAAAGCCCAACACCCGCGGAAAGGCUCUUGGUGGCAGUUCUUGCGCCAACUAUUUCACCUGGAUUCCUCGCUCGAAGCCUACCUUUGACGACUGGGAGGCCUUUGGUGGACGCGACUGGAAUUGGGACUCCUGUGUGGAGUACCUCCGCAAAUGCGCCACAUACCAUGACGACGAGGAGCUGUAUCCGGUCGAACUAAGCAAGCUUGGAACCGGUGGCCCUGUGCAGAUCUCCCAUAUUGGUGCCGGAGAUGAAGCAGUUCCGUGA